GUGUAUCCCGCGUGGUCGCGGCGAGAGGAACCCGAGGAGGGCGCGAGUAUUAUGGGGAGGCCCAGCAAAACCAAGAAUCAAAAGAAGGAGCGAGCAACUGCCCAGCAUCGAUCUCAAGAAGAAUAUGGCAGUGUGCCUCAUUCCUUUGUGUUUCAUCGUGGUCGUAUUGGCAAGAAUAUACAGGAACUCAUCCAGGAUGUUCGGCGAGUGAUGGAGCCCUAUACUGCUACCAGCCUCAAGGCGCAGAAGAAGAAUUCUUUGAAAGAUUUUGUGACAAUAGCUGGACCUCUGGGUGUGACUCAUUUCUUGGUCUUCACAAAAAACCCCACCAGUAUCAACUUUAGACUCCUGCGCCUCCCUGGUGGACCAACACUGACCUUCAGAGUCAUUCAGUAUUCACUCAUCAAAGAUGUUGUGUCAUCUCUGAAGCGGCAUCGGAUGCAUGAACAACAGUUUACCCAUCCUCCUCUCCUAGUGCUGAACAACUUUGGCACUGAGGGCAUGCACAUCAAGGUCAUGGCCACUAUGUUCCAGAACAUGUUUCCCUCCAUCAAUGUUCACAAAGUCAGUUUAAAUACCAUCAAACGCUGUGUCCUGAUCAACUACAAUCCUGACACCCAGAUAAUGGAAUUCCGUCACUACAGCCUGAAAGUAGUGCCGGUGGGCAUGAGCAAAGGGCUGAAGAAGCUCCUGCAAGAGAGAUUUCCUAACAUGAACCGCCUGGAUGACAUCAGUGAAUUGUUGGUCAGAGACAUCAAUCUCUCCGAGAGCGAAGCUGAGCAAGAUGGCAGUCACAAUAUCACGGAGCUGCCUCAGGCCUGCGCCGGUCGUGGGAACAUGAAGGCCCAGCAGAGUGCAGUCCGACUCACUGAGAUUGGCCCUCGGAUGACCUUGCAGCUCAUCAAGGUGGAAGAAGGACUAGGUCAAGGCAAUAUACUCUACCAUAGCUUCAUUCAUAAGACUGAAGAAGAGAUCCAAGAAGCCCUGGCCAGAAAAGAAGAAAAACUGCAGCUCAAGGCUCAACGGCGCCAGAAGCAAGAGGCAGAUGUGGCCCACAAAAAAACACAAAAGCAAGCGCAUCGGAAGAAGAGUCUGGCAGGGAUGAAGAGGAAGACGGAGGUCGGGGGAGACAGCGAUGCUGAGGACCCUGGAAUGCAGGAGCAGCAAAAUGUAGACGAGCCCUCUGAUGAUGAUGUGGAAUAUUACCGCCAGGAAGUUGGGGAGGAGCCAGAUGAAGAUCUGUUCCCACAAAGCUCAAAGAGGAAACGAAGGCUCAGCCAAUCUACCACACCCAAGAAAAAAUGCAAAUACAUGCAUUCAGUGCAAGGUCAGAGUCAAGAGCGUAUGGGGGCCAAAACAACAAUGAAACACAAGAAGGCUUCACGGCCUGGUCAGCAGAGGCAGCCACAGAGAGACACUCCUCAACACCGACAGGGGAAGAAGUUGAGCCAACAGCAGAGGAAUACAAGGCAGCACAGGAGGCCACAGAAUGUAAAGCAGAAGCAACCCCAGGCUGCAAGACAGCCAAGAGGCAAAAGACAGCCAAGAGGCAAAAGACAGACUGGCAGUAGGCCUCUGGGAUCACAAAGGCAGGGAAAAUCUAGACUGGGGCAGAAGCAGGCCUUCAAAGGAAAAAGCACUUUCCAAAAAGCAGGGCAUUCAAGGAAGCAAAAGCCAGCAUAACGUUCUGAGCCUCUUGCAUGGUUUUUGUGAUGUACUGGUGGUUUUAUAAAAUAUAU
Protobothrops mucrosquamatus (brown spotted pit viper) is the source of this 1739-nucleotide messenger RNA. RefSeq names its product peter pan homolog (gene PPAN). NCBI's taxonomy places the organism in Eukaryota, Metazoa, Chordata, Lepidosauria, Squamata, Viperidae. The coding region runs from base 52 to 1683 and encodes 543 amino acids. The record is from RefSeq and is a predicted model, not a curated record. The transcript has 12 exons. Gene Ontology annotation, molecular function: rRNA binding. Gene Ontology annotation, cellular component: preribosome, large subunit precursor. Gene Ontology annotation, biological process: rRNA processing; ribosomal large subunit assembly.